This is a messenger RNA of Brienomyrus brachyistius, 1489 nucleotides long. It is a transcript of the gene polr2m, whose product is annotated as RNA polymerase II subunit M. The coding region runs from base 104 to 1183 and encodes 359 amino acids. Gene Ontology annotation, cellular component: intracellular anatomical structure; nucleus. Gene Ontology annotation, molecular function: transcription elongation factor activity. The record is from RefSeq and is a predicted model, not a curated record. The transcript is spliced from 4 exons. Gene Ontology annotation, biological process: intracellular signal transduction; transcription elongation by RNA polymerase II. Lineage: Eukaryota; Metazoa; Chordata; Actinopteri; Osteoglossiformes; Mormyridae.
UAUGGUACUUCCGGGCUGACUUCCGGAAUGUGGUUGACAGGCUGCAGCGGUCCUCUGGGAGAUGGUGGUGUUGUUAGUGUAAGCGCGCUUUUUACUUACUAUAAUGACUUCUUCGUGGACCGAACGGCAGGGACAAGUCGGAGAUCUUCAGGGCAAGAGUAAAGAAGAGCUUUGCGAAAUUUUACGGCGACAGGAGAAACUACUUAGUAACAAGAAAUUUGUUCAGUCCCUUCCAGAUAAAGGGAAGAAGAUAAUAGACUUUGUACAGAGACUUCAUCUAGCUGUUGCCAAAGAUGAGGAAGAGGAGAAAAAACAGGACCUGCUGUUAGCUGUGAAGACUGAGUUUCAGUCUAAAUAUCAGCAAGCAUUGGCACAGAGAGCUCCUGGAAAUCAUGACACUGAGUCGGGUCCAGAGCUUUCCAAGACAUCCCAGGAAGUCAUGGGACAUAGCGACACGGAUUCUCCCAUUGUACCCCUGGGGGCCUGUGUACAGGACAGUGCUGGUUCUAAUGGGCUCAUAGGUUUCCUUGACUCGACGGCUCUCGAUGUGGUUGGCAUGGAGACAUGUGACAAGGAAUCCGGCAGCUUGGAGGGGGUGAAGGAGGACAUCACAGAAGCCUUUGAGAGGGUGACAUUGUCUGAGGACGCAGCCGCCCCCAGCUUGUCCAAAGCCAGAUUGUGUGAGGGGGUGACGGACAAUCCCUUCUGGGGACGGCGCCCACAGAAAAAGCCACACUGCGUGGAGAUUGUGGAGAAGACCGAGAUAAACGUAUCGUCUAGGAAAGUGAAGUUUAAGCCCAACCAAUGUAUUGACAGGCCUCUUCUGAAGGCCGACGGCUCCCCGAGUGACUCCUCCCCAUCUGCUCAGUCUCCGGGGACUGUGUCGCCGCUCUCCAUCGAGGCCAGGAGGCAGCGGGACCGGAAACACCUGGACGACAUCACGGCGGCCAAACAGCGGCCGCUGCACCACAGCCCUGCUCAGCUGUUGAACCUGGCCGAAUCCGUCUCCCUGCUGCAGGAACACAGCAGGAAAUACGAGGAGCUGCAGGCCAAGGUGGCUGCGCAGAAGCUGGCCGAGAGGUUGGGCGUCAGCACAGAACCCUGUGGCCCGGAUGUGCGGGUCUUGCGGGCGUAUCGAGAGGUGCGUGACAUUGGAGACCACGUCCCCUCAGAUGAGGAUUAGGAGGUCGGGCAUCCGCACAGGAUGCUGGGUGAAUCAUAUGGAAGGUGAUGAGAAAAAGGACCUAAGUGGGAUGGUACAUGUGAGACACGGACCGGGACCUGAUCAGAGGACCCGGACCUGAUCAGAAGAGCCCUUUUCCAGCAUGUAUAGACAGCUGCCCUAAGUGCUGCACUCAGAGUGGCACCUGCUGUCAUCCGCAGAUUUUUACGUUGCCUUGUCCACAGAGCUCCUAACUUCGCAAAGUGAAUUAUUUUUGUAUUACUCUUCAGUGCUUAUUUAUUAAAUAAAUCAAUGUUCUUAAAAAUG